Molecule: messenger RNA, 240 nt
Organism: Mucor mucedo
Lineage: Eukaryota; Fungi; Mucoromycota; Mucoromycetes; Mucorales; Mucoraceae
Exons: 3
Coding region: 1-240 (79 amino acids)
Cellular component (GO): mitochondrial inner membrane peptidase complex
Source: RefSeq, a predicted model, not a curated record
AUGACAGAACACACCGAAAUGAAGAGAAUACCAGAGCAUUGUAAACUGUUUGAAAUGGUACAAUACCAAUGUGAAGCCAAUAUAAAUAACAUAGAAUGUACACCUUUUGUCCGUUUAUUUCUAAAAUGCACAGGGUUACCCACUGUCGAAGUGACGCCUGAAUAUGAUCAAUAUGGUGAUCCCGUUGCUAGUCCAGUAUCGACACUGCCUUGCACAAAAGGAGAACAGCAUAACGCAUAA